UGGGAGUGAUCAGAGCCCCAUGGCUGACUCCACUGUACCCCCCUCGCUGCCCUGUGGCCUUAUCAAUGCCGCCAACCGGUACCUGAGCGCCGAGCCCUUCCGCUUCCAGGUGGUGGCCACGGGCUUGGUGCUGCGGCUCCGCCAGGUCUGGAUGCUCCGCUUCGUGCCCUCACAGGGAGCCGGAGCGGCCGGGCAGGCUGAGGAGAGCGGGCAGAGACUGCAUCUGCUCAGCUGGCUGCAGCGCUUCCUGGCGGCCGAUCCCAAUGGCAAAGUCACCUGUGACCAGGAGAGCCCGGGCCCAGGUGCCCUCUUCCUGCUGCGGCAGUACCCAGAUGGCAAGGUGUGCAAACUCCACCCACCCCGAACUCUCCAUUGCCCCCCACCCCAGGCACCAGCUCCACUGACCCCGGGCCCCCCUCCUACUGCAGCAGCACCUGAGGGCAAGGUGUGAGCCCCCACCUGCCCCAGCACCUA
Trachemys scripta elegans is the source of this 474-nucleotide messenger RNA. RefSeq names its product fascin-like. Lineage: Eukaryota; Metazoa; Chordata; Testudines; Emydidae. Bases 20 to 451 code for a protein of 143 amino acids. The record is from RefSeq and is a predicted model, not a curated record. The transcript has a single exon.